Messenger RNA from Paramuricea clavata, 1149 nucleotides. Lineage: Eukaryota; Metazoa; Cnidaria; Anthozoa; Malacalcyonacea; Plexauridae. The record is from the annotation of a GenBank genome assembly.
AUUCAACUGCAAAAAAAUGGCCAUUGUGAAGGCUUUACAUCCCGGGAUGUUGUCAACAAAGUUAAGAAGUUAAGGCAAAAGUAUAAAGUAGAGAAAGACAAAAAACGAAGAUCUGGAAGCGGUAAAGGAAAAGAAUGGAAAUUUUUUUCUAAAUUGGACGCAUUCUUGUCCACUAAGCCAAAUGUUGAACCGUUGCUCGUGGUUGACACCAUGGCAGAAAGUAGCACGAAUGACGAAACUACUCGGCCUGAGACUGAGGAAACAGACGAUCCGGUCGAAGGUGGGUAAAAUGCUUUCCCCUCUAUGAAAAAGGGUUAUCAUAUAAGUCUUUAUGUAGGGGAUUAAUUUAUUUCUGAUUUUUAAUACUUCUGUCAUUAUCAUUUGGCAGAUAUGAUAAAAAAGUAUGGCGAAAGUCAAUCACAUGUCCAGAAAUGUAACACGUGCGAGUAUGAGCAAGUCAUCAAUUCAUCUGGAGUUCUAAACUUGGAAUCAGGCUCUGUGAGGGUAUAUGCUGACGACGAUGAAUUCUCCUGUCCAAACUGUGAAAACACAGGCACAGCUGUUCCAAAUUGUGAGAGCACAGCAGAUUCGAAUUAUGGAAGUACAGCCGGUUUGGAUGAAAGUAAAUUGUGCAUGCUUUUAUAUUAUUUAACCCAUUGAGUGGCAGCACUCUCUCCCUGACAAGUAAAAUCGUCCGGUGUUAGACAGAGUAACAUAAUAAAGCAUGCAUUUGGGUGCAUUGCCACUUAAUAAAGGGUUAACACUAUAUAAAUAAUAGCUGGGGUUCGUACAAAGGAAUAUAAAGGAUGUUGCAAAGUUUUGGAAGGCAUUUCAAACUCUGGGAAAUCUUUACGGAUCAUGGGAUAUAUCAACUAGUCUCUUCCCAUUAAUUGUUGGUUCAAAUAACUUCCCUCCUUAUUAUAGAGAAUAGCUGUGAAUAAAUUUUAAGGCAUUUAUUCUAAUUUAGAUAAUAAAUCCAAAAAUAACUUUUUUCAUAUAGCAUUGCCAUUGGACAGUGAUGAUGAUGUGCCAGAAAAUGUGCAACCAUUUAGCACUGAUUCUGCAGAGAACAAAAAAAGUGCCAGCUCUGUCAGUGCCAGUGGUAUUAAAAAAAGGAAAAGGAGCAAUAUUGAGAAGUCUUUGGAUGUU